AUGCGCGUGGAUAGUUUGUUGAACGGCAUGCGGGCUCUGAUCUGUCGAAGUUUCGUCACGCGCGGUGGACUCGGGCGUGAUGAUUUCUCAGCCAUCUGGCCCUCCGGUGUUGGCGUAGGCUGGCGCGGUGGCCUGUCCGUUCCCGAAGUGGCGACUUGCUUUGGCCAAAUUGACUCCCAGCACCAAAUAUGGAUUGGGCAAAUCGUUGCACUUGUUGAUGGAUUUGGAGCCCAUCGGCUCACUCGACUGUCACCUCUUGCGAGAAUUUCGGCCUCAUCAAAUUUGAAUGUGUGA
Dibothriocephalus latus is the source of this 294-nucleotide messenger RNA. The record is from the annotation of a GenBank genome assembly. NCBI's taxonomy places the organism in Eukaryota, Metazoa, Platyhelminthes, Cestoda, Diphyllobothriidea, Diphyllobothriidae.